Melanaphis sacchari is the source of this 873-nucleotide messenger RNA. RefSeq lists its product as uncharacterized. The record is from RefSeq and is a predicted model, not a curated record. Bases 238 to 708 code for a protein of 156 amino acids. The transcript is spliced from 2 exons. NCBI's taxonomy places the organism in Eukaryota, Metazoa, Arthropoda, Insecta, Hemiptera, Aphididae.
ACCCAACAUAACAUAUUAUUAUCCUUCAAAAUUUAUUCAGAGGUUUGAAUGUCUAAUUUUAAAAACACUAAAGUGGUCCAUGGAUUUUCGUAUUUAUUUUACAAAUUGCAUAUUACAUUUGAACAAGUUUUAAACAAAAAGUCGAAAUUAUUUUAAAUUUAUAGUUGUUAAUCUCUUUAGUAGUACUCCUCUACAAUUUAGAUCAUCUAUUGCGAGUUGUAAAAAUCAUAUGCCAACAUGGGCGGAACAUCUAGCACCACUCGAACAUUAGAAAUUGAGAAUCCAAAUGUGAUUACUUUGUCAGACAAGGUUGUCGAGAGACUCCGAGGUCAAGAGCAGAUAGCACCAGUUGACCAGGGUUCACACAUUUUGCCGACAUAUGUGCAACCAUCAUCUCUUCAAAUACAGAAGGUUGUUCAGCAAGAGUUAGAAGCCAAUGACAAGAGGUGGGAACAGCGUUUUCACCUAGUUGACAACAGUCAAAAAGCCCUUACCCGCAAUAUUGAAACAGAAUACAAAAAAACAUAUGAAAACGUCAAGAAAUUAUUACCUAUAAUUAAAGACGGAGUACUGAGUGAAGCUACAAUAGAAAAAGAAAAUGUUUUAUUGGAUUGUCUAGCCAAUAACAAGGGAACCCCGUUAAAUUGCACAGACGCUGUCAAAGAUUAUCAAAAGGUGUUAUUUCAAUCUACAAAUCAAAAACUUUGAACAUAAGUAGUUCAAUAGAAACUUUUAUAUAGGUAUUCAACUGUUUCAAUGAUAAUAUGAAAAAUUAUGCUUAAAUAUGUAUUUUAAUUAUAAAUGAUUUACCUUAAUAUUGUGGUAAGUAGUUCUGUUUAAAUGAAUAAAAGGCUACUUUGUUAUGUUGUUGAA